Vitis vinifera (wine grape) is the source of this 977-nucleotide messenger RNA. RefSeq lists its product as uncharacterized. The coding region runs from base 140 to 919 and encodes 259 amino acids. The transcript is spliced from 2 exons. Gene Ontology annotation, molecular function: oxidoreductase activity, acting on the CH-CH group of donors. The record is from RefSeq and is a predicted model, not a curated record. Gene Ontology annotation, biological process: lipid metabolic process. Lineage: Eukaryota; Viridiplantae; Streptophyta; Magnoliopsida; Vitales; Vitaceae.
UGUGAGCCUCUUCCACUAGAAAAACAUGAUGAGGUUCCGGCAUAACAAUUCAUCCCUGUGUUCUUACAAGGGAAUACGCGUGCCCAAAUGUUGGACACAUUGACUCUGCAUAUAUAGAGUUUGCACGAGUGAGGAGAAAAUGUUUCUGAGAUUUGUUUUUCCACCACCUCCUUCUCUACUGGUGACAGCAAUGUCAGUGGUGAGUUUUGCAUCAAUGGCAAAUGCAGGGCUAUCAGAGUUGAAAGGAAAACACAUGGAAUACUCCAAGUUCUGGGAGCUCAAGUCUGGGAGAAAGUACAAAGUGGAUAGUAGAACAGGCAUGAUCGUGUGUUAUACUCCAGCAUUUCUUGCUGGUGUGGCCUCUUUUGCCCUUUUCCCAGAUGAGAGUUUCAGGUUUUUGCUGCUCACUUCGGCUCUCUCCAUCCACUUCUUCAAGAGGAUAUUUGAGGUGCUAUUUGUUCACAAAUACAGUGGUGGGAUGGCUCUCGAUGCUGCCAUUGUUAUCUCUCUUAGCUACUUCAUCUCUACUGCAACUAUGAUCUAUGCCCAACACCUCUCUCGAGAUUUUCCGGAGCCGCUAAUGGAUCUCAAGUAUCCAGGAAUGGCGUUGUUUUUGGUGGGAAUACUUGGUAACUUGUACCACCAUUGCCAACUUUCCAAGCUGAGGAGCAAGGGUGAGAGAGAGUAUAAGAUUCCCAAGGGUGGUCUCUUCAACCUGGUAGUAUGCCCACACUACCUUUUCGAAAUAUUAGGUUUUAUUGGCUUCUCCUUCAUUUCCCAAACGGUGUAUGCAUUCGCUCUUGCAACAGGCACAGCCUUGUAUUUGAUGGGAAGAAGUUAUUCUACUAGGAGAUGGUAUGUUUCCAAGUUUGAAAACUUUCCCAAUAAUGUCAAGGCGCUUAUUCCAUACAUUCUCUAAUGUAUGCAAGUGUUUGAAAGAUUAAGAUAAAUUCAAUUGGAUUCUGUUGUUUCUUUUA